AUGGUAAGUCACAUGUGGACCCGGUCCACGGUCCACUCCUGCCGCUCACGCUCAACGCUCGCACACGCUCUGUGCCGAGCACCGCACGAGCUCAGCUGCCAAUUCGCUGCGCAGCGCGUCGUUCGCCGCCGGGGUUUUGUCCGGGAAGCCCAGGUCCCUGCCGUGCGAGUCGUCGUCGCGCCGCUGUGCUCGGUCCGCGCCGAAAAGGACGACGACGGACGCACCGGGACCGGUCGGACGCGACGGGUCUUCGGGAUCGCUGUUCCAACCACUGGCUCAAGGGACGGCGCCAUGCUCGAUGGAGGUGCAGCCACUGAGAGGUCGCCGGACACCUCCCUGGCCCGGCAGAUUCGCCGCGCGGCGCUGCGCGCCGAGGCCGAGGAGGUGUCGACGCAGCGGCACCAGCUGCAGGAGGAGUUGUCGACGCUGAAGAGAUGGAUGGUCGAGCAGCGUGAGGAGCAGGCCCAAGGCCUUACAGAGCUGCGGGAGCUGCGAGGCACCUUGCACGGUGCCAGACAUGAGGUGGAGCAACAAGCUGCUACUGCCAGAGCACAGGCGGAGGAGCAGGCGCAGCUCGCGGAGCUCUGCCGUGAAGGCCAACGGCGCCUGGGGCGCGAGGUCUUCGCGAAGAUGUCGGAGCUCAACGAGAAGCUCGGAGAGAAGAUGCAGCUCUUGGAGGAUGAGCUCACCGCGCGCUUGGCCGAAACCGUGAGGAUGUUGCGUCAGGAGGCACAGAGUUGCCGCUGUGAGGAGUUCCAACGGGAGUGCCUUGAGGCGCUGGACGCAGGUCGAGAUGUCGCAGAGCGGAGCGCUCAAGACUGCGUCAAGGCCCUGGAGGAACACAUGGCCCGGGGUCGGAAAGAGGCUAGCAAGACGUGCCACUCUGUCGAGUGCAUGAGGCAACAGCUAGCUGAGCAGCACGAGAUCUCCCAGCACUUGCAGCUGGAACAGGAGGAGCAGCGGGAGCGCCUUCAAGAGGAUCGGUUGUUGACAGUCAGUUGGGCGGAUGUUCCUCAGACAGCGCACAAGAUCCUCAGUACUACGCAGUUGACCAAGGUGUGUGGUGGAUGA
Messenger RNA from Durusdinium trenchii, 1071 nucleotides. The record is from the annotation of a GenBank genome assembly. NCBI's taxonomy places the organism in Eukaryota, Dinophyceae, Suessiales, Symbiodiniaceae.